Molecule: messenger RNA, 3033 nt
Organism: Heterostelium album PN500
Lineage: Eukaryota; Evosea; Eumycetozoa; Acytosteliales; Acytosteliaceae
Exons: 6
Coding region: 1-3033 (1010 amino acids)
Source: RefSeq, a predicted model, not a curated record
AUGAAUAAUAAUAUUAAUAAUAAUAAUAUUUAUUCACACAAUACAAUUGGUAAUAAUAAUAAUAUAAAUUUAAACAAUUCUCCCAUAGACAAUAAUAAUAAUUUAAAUAUCAAUGUUAAUAGUAAUAAUAAUAAUAAUAAUAUAGGAAAUAAUAGUAAUAAUAGUUAUAACUAUAAUAAAUUAAAUAGUAAUAGAGAUAAUAAAUACGAUAAAGUUGGAAAUAAAGAUAGAGAUUGUUUUCUAAGUUUUUCGACGACGACAACUCAAUCCAACGGCAAAAUAGGCGGUAAAGUUAUGUCUUUUAAGACAAAGUUUGGAAUAGCUGCUGGAAACAGGUUGUACAAUAGAGUUUUUAAUUUAUGGCGAUCACAGGUCAUUAGACAACUGAUUGUGGUGAUGCAGGUGGUGUUUCUGGCGUAUCUACUCUCGAAAGCCGUUCUAAAGUUUCAGAUGCUCGACAACAAGUCGACACUGCAGGAGUUUUCGAAUUCCGAGUGUUCCGGCGCCGGCCAGAACACCGAUUGCACAGUGGGCUCCACCCAUUCAUUUAAGCGCGUUCUCUUUUUCUAUAACGAUGGUUUGGCGCGAGAUUUGUCCGAUCCGUUGGUGAGCGGAUUCGCCGAGCACGCCAACGUAUUUAGGAUUCAGAACGAAGGAUUUCCUGCGAGUUACGCUGUGUUCACCUCGUACAUGACGGGUGGCGCACCCACCAACUUCAUGGGUACGCCGAUCGUCGAGGACAACAUGAUCUACCAGCUGGCAAACUCUGGACAAACCAUGAAGUUUGUCGGCACGAGAAUGCCGGCAUACGAUGUGUUGAAAUCGGGCAACUACUUCAAGGGUGGCGUCAAAAUCGAGUCGACGACGCCCACCUCCAAGCUCUAUCAAACGCUGUUUCACUGCGAGUUGAACGAUGAGCAGCUGUGCUCGCAGCGCUAUCUCAACGAAACGGCAGCUGGCCAGAGCACGAGUAUCUUCUUCUCUGGCGAUAUAGUCGAUGAGCGUAAUCACAUGACGGGCGACAAGUACGAUCCGACCACAAUCGAAAUCAUCAACGACUGGAUCGGAAACAUGGGAUACGUCAAGCAAUGGAUCGAUAACAAUCCCGAUUAUCUAUUGGUAAUAUUCAGUGAUCACGGUGGUAAACUCACUUCAGAGACUGCUGCACACGGUAAGAACAACGGUGGAAACGAAGCAUUCAUGAUCAUUUACAAUCCGAGAAUAACACCACUUCCACCCAAUGAACAAGAUAAAUUUAUUGAUCAAGUCGAUGUUUGUAGUACAAUUUCUCAACAUUUUGUUGGAUCAGGUGUUUCAAUUCCAUCUGUUAACAUUGGAAAGUUGGUGCCGACAGCGAUUUCCUUGAAGGAAAAGUAUCAGUUGUUAAAGUUGAAUGCCGAUCAAUUCAAUGUUCUGGGAAAGAAGUGGAGAUAUAAAAUGAAUCAAGCAGACUACAUUAGAGCGAUAAAACUCGGUGAGAAUACAGAGAAUGAUCAGGAUUACGAAGAGGCAAUCAAGCUAUUCACUCGAUAUAUCAACAGUUUGAAGUUGCCAUUCUUGAAUCUAAAGCGAUUCCCUAUAUUCGAGGUGGUCUUCUUCCCGAUAACAAUAGCGUUGCUCAUAGCAAUGCUCAUCAGAAAACAGUAUGGCAGCGUUAAGAAUCUAUUCUCAGAGAUGCGAAACAACAUUGCUCUGGUGAUGAUUCCCUACUUGGUUAUCUUUGGAAUCACUGCGUUGUUCUCUGGUUUCUGGGUGUUGUAUUGGCAUGACGAUAACGAAUCGAUUCACGUAUAUGUCGCAUCGCUGCUGUCGGCACUCGUCAUGUACUACGCACCGAACGCAACACAAAACAUCAAGAGAACCGUCAGUAAAACCUACAGGUCGCUGUCAGGCGGUUCACUUUCUCAAGUUGCCUAUGAGAAGCUCGAUAGUGAAGCUGGUGAUUCAAUAGAGAUGAAUAGUUUCAAUGAUGAUAUAAGUUUAGGAAAUACAGAGUUUGACGAUUGUUCUGUUUCACUAUAUAGCAAUAACAGCAGCAACAACAGUAUUAGUAAUCCAACAUCACCAAAUAACAAUAAUCAACAACAACAACAACAACAAACAACAAAGUUAAACAACAUUGCAACACCAUCAAUAUCAUCAACUUCACAACUUGCAUAUGAAUAUAAAACACCUGGUCAAUGGUUAAUUAAAUAUGCAUUCUUUUUAUUCUUUAUGGCAGUCAGUUUAUAUUUAUUAACAGUUCCACUUGAAGAUCUAUUCUUAGUUAAGAAAGCUGAUGACACAUUUUGUUCAUCAUCAUGGAGAGGUUCACAUGUAAUGAUGCCCAAAUUGGCAUUCUGUAUCUAUUUAUUCCUAGGUCUCCAUGCAUUAGUAUUAUUCUUUUGUCCAAGAUAUCUCCAAGCUGAUAUCUUCUUACCGAUUUCAAUGGCAUUAUUCUUUAUUUCAAAUGAUAAAGAACGAUAUUAUCUUGUAUUAUUUGUAAUUCCACAAUUCUAUUGUAUUAGUAAUAUGUUUUAUUAUAAGCUAUUCAAUACUGUACAACCGAUUCUCAACAACUAUCGAUUAUCACAGGGAUUCAGUAAUAGAAAGUCAAAUGCAAACAGUAUCUAUAUGAUGAGUCUGAGAGAUUUGAAUUUCUUUAGUGGUAUCACCGAUCACUUCCUGCCGUUCGUUGUACUGCUGCUGGCGAGUAUUGCGCUGUCUUGCUACAAGUCGAUGAAGAUGAACUUCCAGAUUGGCGAUGUCGCCAUCUACGUGCCGGGUGUAUACGAUCCCCCCUCGAGACCGGUAUUCUCUGGUUUCAUCAUGGGUUUCCACAAGCUCGGCUACUUCUUCUUGCUCGGUGCAUUCCUCAUCAAGUUUGCCAAUCCAUGUCCACCCGCUCUCUUUGUACGCAAAUGGUUCAACAAGCGAUUCAUGUUUGGUUUCAAGAUCAAGAGUAACAAAGACUACGAUAGAAUAGUUGAGAGUCUUGGUAUUCAGAUCUGGGGAUUCCUCAUCUCAUUGGUCGAGUUUAAAUUAGAUCACUAA